Messenger RNA from Cavia porcellus (domestic guinea pig), 4983 nucleotides. RefSeq names its product immunoglobulin superfamily member 9 (gene Igsf9). Gene Ontology annotation, molecular function: protein binding. NCBI's taxonomy places the organism in Eukaryota, Metazoa, Chordata, Mammalia, Rodentia, Caviidae. The transcript has 20 exons. The coding region runs from base 1040 to 4663 and encodes 1207 amino acids. Gene Ontology annotation, biological process: cell-cell adhesion. The record is from RefSeq and is a predicted model, not a curated record.
AAGAUCUGGUGCCUGGCAGAUGGAGGGCUGCCUGGCAGCUUCAUGAGGAGUAAGGACUCCAGCUGCCAGCCACAGGACCUGCCCAGACCUGGAGUGUGCAGCCUGGGCCACCCAUAGUGUGGGUGGAGAGGCAGCCACACCUCUCCCAGAGGCCUGCCUCACUCAUGAUGAGAACAGUGUUGGGAGGCUGAGUGCAGAAAGAAGCCUGUACAGGGUUCCCAGCCUGCAGGCCUCUUCGAAUGGGACCCGAGGUCUUGUGAGGAUGCCUAGGGGCCACUUCCUGGGUGAGGGAAAGACAGUCCAGAUUCUAAUCCAUGAUUUGUCCCAGCAAAGGUCCUCAGAGUCCUUGUCACCUGGUGGGGGGGGGCAUGACGGAUUCUGGCUGCUAUCUGCUACCUUGAGUAAGGAAAGACGCUGGGCCAUGAGGGUCUUGAUUACCAAUAUUUUUUCCUGAAAAAUCUUUUUCCCACUAUAGAAGAAACCUCUAGUUCUCUCCUGGCUUAGUUUGUUGAGGACAUUAUAGCUGGGGCAUCUCCAGAGUUCCUCUGCUUUUCCUAGGAUCUUUCUACCACUGGCCACCCCAUUUCUUCUGCAUAGUCUCUCUGUCAGCACACCCUCCAUUCUCCAAAUACUGUCACUCCAGUUUAAUUCCAAGGCAUCAAGAUUUCCAGUUUGGGGGCUGAAGGUGUAGCUCAGUGGUAGUGUGCUUGCCUACUAGGUUUGAUCUCUGGGGUCUUUGCAGGGGUACCCCACUUACUGCUCUCCUUCCUCCAUUUCAAUCAGAGAAAGGCUCCUCUAUUGACCAACGCUGCAUGUUGCUUUGCAUUUUGCAUUUAGAUCUGGUGAUUCUCCAAAGAACAGCUUCCUCUGGUGUUACAUGAGCUAAGUCCUAACUGUGCAGAGGAGUGACAGCUGAACCCUGUUACCUGAGGCUGAGCAGAAGGAUUGACCCCGGGCUUGCUGGGCAGCGGACAUCCCUGGGCCCCUCCGUCUAGGCUCCUGUGGCUGGGAGGGGCUGGGCGAGCAGGCCAGCUGGGCUAUGGUUUGGUGCCUCAGCCUGGCCUUCCUCAGCCUGAUCAUCAGCCAGGGGGCUGACGGUCGAAGGAAGCCUGAGGUGGUCUCAGUGGUGGGCCGUGCCGGGGAGAGUGCAGUGCUGGGCUGUGACCUGCUACCCCCGGCUGGCCACCCCCCUCUGCAUGUCAUCGAGUGGCUGCGCUUUGGAUUCCUGCUUCCCAUCUUCAUCCAGUUUGGCCUGUACUCUCCCCGAAUUGACCCUGAUUACGUGGGACGAGUCCGGCUGCAGACGGGAGCGUCUCUGCAGAUCGAGGGGCUCCGGGUGGAAGACCAGGGCUGGUACGAGUGCCGCGUGCUCUACUUGGACCGGCACAGCCCAGAAGAGGACUUUGCCAACGGCUCCUGGGUGCACCUGACAGUCAAUUCACCCCCUCAGUUCCAAGAGACACCUCCCGCAGUACUGGAAGUGCGAGAGCUGGAGCCAGUCACCCUUCGCUGUGUAGCCCACGGCAGCCCCCAGCCUCGCGUGACUUGGAAGCUCUGGGGACAGGACCUCGGCCGGGGCCAGGGUCAGGUGCAAGUGCAGAACGGGACCUUGUGGAUCCGGCGGGUGCAACGAGGUAGCUCUGGAGUCUACACCUGCCAAGCCUCCAACACUGAGGGCAGCGCCACCCAUGCCACUCAGCUGCUGGUGCUAGGACCCCCUAUCAUUGUGGUGCCCCCUAAGAACAGCACAGUCAAUGCAUCCCAGGAUGUUUCCUUGGCCUGUCGGGCUGAGGCGUACCCCACUAACCUCACCUACAGCUGGUUCCAGGAUGGGAUCAAUGUCUUCCACAUUAGCCGUCUGCAGUCCCGAGUUCGGAUCCUGGUGGACGGGAGCUUGCGGCUGCAGGCCACCCAGCCAGACGAUGCUGGCCGCUACACCUGUGUGCCCAGCAAUGGCCUCCUGCAUCCUCCCUCGGCCUCUGCCUACCUCACUGUGCUCUACCCAGCCCAGGUGACAGCAAUGCCUCCUGAGACACCCCUACCCAUCGGUAUGCGCGGGGUGAUCCGGUGCCCUGUUCGUGCCAAUCCCCCACUCCUCUUUGUUACUUGGACCAAGGAUGGGCAGGCCCUGCAACUGGACAAGUUCCCUGGUUGGUCGCAGGGCACAGAAGGCUCACUGAUCAUUGCCCUGGGGAAUGAAGAUGCCCUGGGAGAAUAUUCCUGCACCCCCUACAACAGCCUUGGUACUGCUGGGCCCUCGCCUGUGACACGAGUGCUGCUCAAGGUUCCCCCAGCCUUUAUAGAACGGCCUAAGGAAGAAUAUUUCCAAGAAGUGGGACGGGAACUACUCAUCCCCUGCUCUGCUCAAGGAGAUCCUCCUCCUACGCUCUCCUGGACCAAGGUGGGCCGGGGGCUGCAGGGCCAGGCUCAGGUGGACAGCAACAGCAGCCUCAUCCUACGGCCACUGACCAAGGAGGCUCACGGGCGCUGGGAAUGCAGUGCCAGCAAUGCUGUAGCCCGAGUGGUCACCUCCACGAAUGUUUAUGUGCUGGGCACCAGCCCCCAUGCUGUCACCAAUGUGUCUGUGGUGCCUUUGUCCAAGAGUGCCAAUGUCUCCUGGGAACCUGGCUUUGAUGGUGGCUAUUUGCAGAGAUUCAGUGUCUGGUACACCCCUUUGGCCAAGCGUCCUGACCGAGCCCACCAUGACUGGGUCUCCCUGGAGGUGCCUGUAGGGGCUGCACACCUUCUCGUGCCAGGGCUGCAGCCCCACAUGCAGUACCAGUUCAGUGUCCUGGCUCAGAACAAGCUGGGGAGUGGUCCCUUUAGUGAGAUCAUCUUGGCUGCGCCAGAAGCCCUUCCUACCACACCACCUGUACCCAGCCUUCCAGCAACAGAGAUGCUACCUCCCCUGUCCCCUCCUCGGGGUCUGGUGGCAGUGAGAACAUCCCGGGGGGUACUCUUGCAUUGGGAUCCCCCUGAACUGGUCCCUAAGAGAUUGGAUGGUUACAUUCUGGAAGGACGGCAAGGCUCCCAGAGUUGGGAGGUGCUGGACCGAGCUGUGGCAGGCACAGAAAUGCAGCUGUUGGUGCCAGGCCUCAUCAAGGAUGUCCUCUACGAGUUCCGCCUAGUUGCUGUUGCUGGGAGCUAUGUCAGCGAUCCCAGCAACACGGCCAACAUCUCCACUUCAGGCCUAGAGGUCUACCCUUCACGCACACAGCUGCCCGGCCUGCUGCCUCAGCCCGUUCUGGCUGGUGUGGUGGGCGGCGUCUGCUUCCUGGGCAUGGCUGUCCUCGUAAGCAUCCUGGCCGCCUGCCUCAUGAACAGGCGCAGGACUGCGCGUCGCCGGCGCAAGCGCCUCCGCCAGGGUAUGCCUUUGUCCCUGGAACCCCUCCGCUCUCGUCCCUGGCUUCCUACUUGGGGGGAAAGGUCCUCGCUUCCAUGGAGUCCAGAUCCACCUCUGAUCUUCUCCCUGCCCCGGAAGUCUGGCCCACACUCUGCUCCGGGCUCGGGCAGCCCUGACAGCGUGGCCAAGCUGAAACUCCAGGGUUCCCCAGUUCCCAGCCUGCGCCAGAGUCUGCUUUGUGGGGAACCUGUUCGUCCCCCCAGCCCUCAUCCGGAUCCUCCAUCUAGCCGGGGACCUUUACCCCUGGAGCCCAUUUGCCGCGGCCCAGAUGGGCGCUUUGUGAUGGGACCUACCAUGAGUGCACCCCAAGAAAGGUCAAGCCUGGGGCGGACGGAACUACAGGCACCAUCCCAGCGUCUGGCCCUGUCGUGUGACUGUAGCAGCAGCAGCCCCAGUGGGGCACCUCAGCCCCUCUGCAUUGCGGACAUCAGCCCUGUGGGGCCCCCUCCAGCAGUGCCACCUAGUCCCCUGCCGGGUCCUGGACCACUGCUCCAGUACCUGAGCCUACCUUUCUUCCGGGAGAUGAAUGUGGAUGGGGACUGGCCCCCUCUGGAGGAGUCCAGCCCUGCUCAACCCCCAGAUUACAUGGAUACCAGGCCCUGCCCCACCUCAUCUUUCCUUGGCCGUCCGGACACCCCACCUGUGUCCCCCAGGACAGCACUUCCUGGGGCUCUGGUAGGGGCUGGAACCAUCUCAGAAUCCCCUUACACAGCGCUGGCUGACUGGACACUGAGGGAGCGGCUGUUGCCGGGCCUUCUUCCGGCUGCCCCCCGGGGCAGCCUCACAAGCCAGAGCAGUGGACGGGGCAGUGCAUCCUUCCUGCGGCCCCCCUCCACAGUCCCCUCUGCAGGGGGCAGCUACCUUAGCCCUGCACCAGGAGACACCAGCAGCUGGGCCAGUGGCCCUGAGAGGUGGCCCCGGAGGGAGCAUGUGGUGACAGUCAGCAAGAGGAGGAACACAUCUGUGGAUGAGAAUUACGAAUGGGACUCAGAAUUCCCUGGGGACCUGGAAUUGCAGGAGAAUCUGCACCUGGGCUUGGCGAGCUCUCGGAUCCGAACUGAAGCUGAGCCUGAGUUAGGUCUGAAGACUCCAGAGGAGAGCUGCCUGCUGAACACUGUCCAUGCCCCUGGCCCUGAGGCCCGCUGUGCUGCACUUCGAGAGGAAUUCCUGGCCUUCCGCCGCCGCCGAGAUGCUACCAGAGCCCGGCUACCAGCCUAUCGACAGCCAGUCCUCCAUCCUGAACAGGCCACGCUGCUGUGAAUAUCCCUAAUGUGAGGCUGGGUGGACCUGUGCAAGGCCUAUGGACCUGUAAAACAGGCCCCCAGCAAGACCUAGCUGCAACCUUGGGCACUGCCCCCUGCCCCUUGGUGCCUAAGCACAGACCCCGAUGGCGGGCUUGGGCUUGGGUGAGCUUGCUAUGGGAUGUGUGUGUUGAACCCCCUAGGUGAGUCUGGAGUCUGGGAAUUGGGACAGGGAUCUCAGUCUGCCCGUGUGUGUGUGUGUGUGUGUGUGUGUGUGUGUGUGUGUGGUGUUUGUGAUAUGAGUGAAGAUUUUUACAGGUAAAUAAAAUCUGAAAAAUA